Anopheles arabiensis is the source of this 2468-nucleotide messenger RNA. RefSeq lists its product as uncharacterized. The transcript has 2 exons. The coding region runs from base 399 to 2468 and encodes 689 amino acids. The record is from RefSeq and is a predicted model, not a curated record. NCBI's taxonomy places the organism in Eukaryota, Metazoa, Arthropoda, Insecta, Diptera, Culicidae.
UUGACUCGUCUGGGUUCAGCCAUCGGACAAGCUAGAGGACUAGAACACCAUAACAGUUUGUGCAGGCGAUCCUGUCCGAUUCGUGAAGUGCAGUGUCUGGCGUGCAUUGACGAUCGUUAAUAGUAAAUUAUUGUUGCUCGAUUGUUACUAAAACAGAUCAACCAGGCGCAACUCGUGGGAAUGGCCUAAGACGUUUUUAAACCACGCAGAUUCCCGUUUUAUUUGCUAAAUUUCUAAACUCAUCUGUGAAAGCAUCAACUCAAUCUCAAUUUUAUUUGUACAAUAUCGAUUCAGCGUCAAUUUGAGCCAGGUACCCAAUGCAUCAUUAUGGUCUAUAAUCCACCUGGUACUAGAUAUAGUUUGGGUUAUUUUAUUUCUAUUUACACCAAAAACCAAACAUGGAUGCACAAGCAAAAAGUCGAAAAUCGUCUCCCAACUAUAGCGCUGUUGCAAACAACGACUCGAUGCCGACAUCGAGCAACACCUCAAGACCAUCGAAUCAUAAAGUAGCUAAAGGAGUGUCUUCUUAUCAUGGUAUGUUUUACCAUCUACAACUUGGAAUGGUUAUACUUCUUCGAGCUUUUAUCCUACACUGUGAACGAAAGCUAUCGAAAUUUGAAAUCACGAUGGAAAACAAAGAUGGUGGCAAGUUCGACGACAUAGUGUUGUACUGCGAAAAUGCAAUGAUACCCAAAGGUACUGUUUACAUUCAAGCUAAACAUAAAGAUCCAGUAGGAAAGUUGAAGUCAAUCACACAUCAUGAUUUACUUAGUGGACCUUAUGCAAAGGGUCCCUAUUCAAUUCCUACCUACUUUGUGUCAUACCUUAAACACUAUCACCGCCGCAAGGAUGAACAGAUUUCGAGCACGUCACAUACAUACAUUCUGUGUACCAACGCACCACUGAGUGAUGAUGUUACGUUCAUGUUACCAUUAGCACAGCCAACCACUUAUGGCGCCUUUUCUUUGUUUGACAGAAUCGGUGGAAAACUGUAUGUAAUUAACAAAGCAAACAAUGAUGUACAACAUGAGCUAAGAAAAGCCAGUUUGGAAGUGUUAGGAAAUACACUAGCAUAUUGUAUUAAAAAUGGUUAUGAAAUCAAUGGCGAGGAUUGUUUUAUUUUCCAACUGUUCAGUGAUUUGAUUGCAUCUUGUGUAGAAAAAGUCAACCCAGGCAUAUACAAGUUUAUUGAACAGCCUCAAACUGCUGCUGGUACAGAUUUUAUUGCGAUAGUUCAGCAUUUUCUAGAAAGUAAACAUGACAAAUCAAGCGAACAGAAUAAAAGCAAAGAAGCAGUAAUCAUUUUGAUUGCAAGCAGUUUUGAGGAAAAUUUGUCAAACUCACGAAACAAUGAGCCAUAUGCAAAAGUUGACCCCAUUAUCGAAACAUUUUUCGACGAGUUUCUGCUAGUAUGUGGCACCAAAAAUGAUAAAAAGCUGCUUGAACAAGCGCUUGAGAUAAUGCCAGCCUGGGUGAAUGAUACGAAAGAUAAGUUUGAAAAUUUUUCCUACAUGCUUCUUACGGCUCUAAGAGAAAAUCCACGCGAGAAGAUAAAUCUGGAAAACAUUAAAAAAAAGUUUACAGAACUCAAAGUAAACGAUAAUUACUGCGAAAUUCUAAAGGCUACAAAUAAAUAUUUCAGCAGCAAAAACAAUUUGUAUUCAACCAUUAGUUUAGAACCGAGCUCUCUCCGAACUCUUGAAUUGUACGACUUUGUAAAUGAGUCAUCCUAUAGAAUUUAUCGAUAUCGUAAUUCAGCUAACAUAAAAAUGAGUUCAGUAAUCGUGAAACAAACGGUAGAGCUACUUGGCUACAGCUGUCUAAUUGUAGACUGCUCAGACGGUCAAUCGAAAGACAACUUGUGUACUGUCCUUUCUGAUGUGGUGAAGUUUAUUUCUGACGUUGGUCUAUCUUCUAGCACUAUUAUAACGAUUCUUGGCAAAUUGGAAAACGAACUCAUCACCAAUAUUAGGAAUUAUUCUAGAGAUAAUAAAACGAAACUCAUCGUCGUUGAGCAAAUUGCCGAAGAUGAUUCGUCCGAAGAUUGUUUACUUGUUAGUGAUCUUACAAAGGAGUCAAGGGAGCAGUUAUACGAGCAAUAUAAACAGUUGUUUAAAAAUGGAACAACAAUGGCUCUCAAGCAAAUUGUGCAAGAAAAGGAUUCGAUGAGCUUUUUAUGUAAAGUGUUGGACAGAUAUGGUCAUAAGAAGGAUGAAAACAUAAAGGAACAGAGCUUUCAAACGAUCAGCUCAUGGUAUAUUCCACAUACUCUAGAACCAUAUAAAAGUGAUCGUGAUGAUACCAAUUCAUAUACUUAUUAUCAUGAUCCGUAUAACAGUGAUAGUGACAGGGAUAGUGACAGUGACAGUGAUAGUGACAGUGACAGUGACAUUGAUUCUCUUUUGUCGGAUUGCUCGUAUAACAGUGACAAUGAUAGUAGCAGCGUAGAGUAUUCGGAAGAUGAAUAA